This is a messenger RNA of Rotaria sp. Silwood1, 3123 nucleotides long. The record is from the annotation of a GenBank genome assembly. NCBI's taxonomy places the organism in Eukaryota, Metazoa, Rotifera, Eurotatoria, Philodinida, Philodinidae.
AUGGCAAGUAUUCUUCGGUAUGAUGAUUCAAUCACAACUUUUUCAGUAUAUCCUCCAACUAAACCAUAUGAUCUCACAAGAAUUACAACGUCUUGGCCAUUAAUAGCUUCCAUGAGUAUCAAAGCUUUUCGUUUAAAUGAUUCUGAUUGUUUUUGUUCAUAUGAUCAAAUAUUGAAUUUAUUAUCAUGUGCACCACACUUAAAAGAUUCACGUUCACUUCCAUUUUCUUCUAUAAAUAUACGUGUUAUUAAUAUAACACUAAUUAAUUGUAAAUUUUCUUCUAAUCAUUUAAAUCUUCCAUCAAUCAAUGGAAAAAGUAUUGAUUAUUUACGACUACAUUCUGUUAAUCAUGAAAAAUAUCUUGUUAUUGAUGGAGCAUCAUUAUCAUCAUAUACAAUAAAACAUAUGUAUAUAUUAUAUACUUAUACUAAAGAAAUAACAAGAUUAUUAAUUACAAAUGAAACAUUUUCAUCAUCAUUAAUAAAUUUAUCAUUACGCACACUUUAUAUUGAUUCAUGUUAUCUUGUAACAUUAAAUAAUACAUUGAAUAGAUUAGUUGUUCUUGAAUCCAUUACAAUGGUAAAUAUUCAACAAUUUUCUUGGUAUGAUUUUCAACAAGAAAUAAUAGGUUUACCAAAAUUACGUUAUAUUUAUGUUGGUGACGAAAUUCAUUCAGCAACAAAUCAAAUUUUUAAUGUAUUAUCUUGUGAAGAUAUAUUACCUCAAUGGAUAUUAACCUUUCGUUUAACACAAACAUGUAGUUGUCAAUUUAUUUCAUUUUUAACAACAAUUCAACGUUAUAAUAAUAUAUUUCAAUGUCCAAAUUCAGAUAAUAGUAUUGAGUAUAUUAAUGAUUAUUGUCAAUUAAAUGGAAAAGAAUAUCAAAUACGAAAUCAAGAAAAUUUUUUCUGCAAUAAAUGUUUAUCUUAUCAAUGCUCUGAUCAAACAUUAUGUACAGAAGCAUAUGAUUCAGAACCAAAUUGUUUAUCAUUAUCAAGAUAUUAUUAUGACAAUAUUCAUACUCCUAUAUCAAUAAAACCUUAUACAGAACAAUCUCUUUUCCAGAAAAGUCAAGAAUAUCUAAGUACAAAUUCAAAUAAAACUCUAGAUUCACAUGACUUUCAUUCAGUCGCAACAAUGUUAAUUAAUUCGAAUCAAAAUCUUACGCAACAUUCUUCAUAUGAUGCACAAAUGUUUCAUGAAACAUUUGCUCAAAUGCUUAAUCGUCCAUGGGCACCGGAUGUUUAUACGUUACAAUUACCAACAGCACUACCAUCACCAACAACACCCAUAAUUUGGCAACAAUUAUUAUUUUCUUUAGAUAGAUCAGUUCAAUAUAUUAAUGAUGAUGAACCAAUGUUUAAAUUUCAAAGUGAACCAUUAUCAACAAUUAGUCUACGUUUUCCAACAGACGAGCAACCACAAGAAAUAUUUGGUUGGCAAAUAACCAAUAAUAAUAUAAUAACAUCAAAUAUUACAGAUAUUCAAUCGAUUGAUAAAAAUGUCACGUCACGUGUUUUCCUUAAAUUUAAUACUAAUAAACCAUAUAAAUUAAAUUGUAAUAUAUCAAAACCAUUAAAUAAUUGUUCAAACCGUUAUUCAAUAACAUCCAUUAAAUCACAGAAAUUAUUUUGUACAACAAAUAGAAUACCUGAAUAUGAUGUUAUUUCAAUAGUAGCACCGAAUCAAAAUCAAUAUGUUACAUUUUAUUUUGAUCAAAAAAUUUCAUCAAAUGAUACAUUUGAAUAUUCAAUAAAUACAACAAAUUCAACAACAAUAGAUCCAUUUUAUGAUCAACUUGAUUUAAUGAUUUCCGAAGGUGUUUGUAUGUAUUUAAAUACAACUAGUAUGAUAUGGCAAACUGAUGGUUGUUUAACAGAUCGUCAAUUAUCAAAUAGUACAUCAGUUACAUGUACAUGUACACAUUUAACAAUGUUUACAGUAUUUUUUUCAUUAACAUGUGCAAAUCCAUCAAAAGCUGUUGAAAUUUUAAGUUGGAUCGGAUGUGUUCUUUCAAUUAUUGGUCUUUCUAUAACACUUCUUAUGUUUAUUUUUAUUAGUCUAUAUCGACGAACAGAAAAUUCUAGUCAUGGAUUAUCAUCAUCAAAUACUAGUUCAAGUCAAGAAUUACGACGAAGAAUUAUGAAUAAACCACGUCAUCUAUCCAUAGUAAAAUCAAUGCUAUUUAUCUUAUGUAUUUUAUUAAUUCUAAUGAAUAUUCUUAUAUUUAUUCUUACAUUUGUUAAACCCAAUCGAAAAUUUGGUUGUGCAAUACUAUCAGCAUUACUUUAUUAUUUUACAUUAACAGCUUUUAUAUGGAAAUUUUUAUUUGCUUUUCAACAAAGUUUAUUUCUAACAAAUAUAUUUCAAUCACAAUGGUCUAAUCGAACAUUAUUUAUUAUUUAUUUAAUAUUAACUUUUUCAAUACCUAUUCUUCCAUUAUUAAUUAUGUUUAUUAAAUAUGAAAAUUUAACAUUUAUAUCAUCAACAUGUAAUUAUUGUUGGUUAUCACGUGAAUUUCUCAUAUAUGGUUUAAUUAUACCAAUAUUAAUAAUUAUUUGUUUAAAUAUAAUUUUUUAUUUGUAUACAAUGAUUUAUUUAUGUGGAAGAAAUCGUCAACAAAUAGGUUUACGUUCAACAAAAUCUGAAUAUUCACGACGUAUACAAAAUUUUAAAAUUGGACUUUUUUUUGCUAUUAUUAUGGGUUUUAGUUGGAUAUUAGGUUUUCUUGUACUUAUACCAAAUACAUAUGUACAAUUAUUUGGAAAUAUCUUAUUUUGUAUUAUUAAUGCAUUUCAAGGUUUUGCUUUUUCUAUAAUGGUUUUUUUUAUGAUUGAACGAAAAGCAUUUUUUUAUUAUUGUUGUUUUUGGAAACAUAAAAAUCAAAUAAAAACAGCAACAAAUUCACAAUGUAUGAUACUUCAAGAAUCAUUACCAACAAUAAAUGAUAAUGAUAAUAUUAGAAUAAAAAAUAUAUAUAAUUUAUCAAUGCAUACAUCAUCAACAACAUCUGGUGGUGAUACUAAUAUUCAUGAUACAUUUGAUCAUUAUCGUAUUAAAAAAUUACAUAGAGAAAAAGAAACAAAUGAAAAUGAACAUAUUUAUAGUUCACCGACACUUUGA